AAUGGACGGCGAUUCGCAUCGUCGUCUCAGUCCGCGCCGGACUUUCGACGAAUGAAGCGUAAAAGCUCGCGCGACUGAGUGUAAGUUUUCGAAAAAAUUAAUUUUCUCGUGAAGCGAGUCAAGUGACAAUGGAAAAGUCGACGCCGACGGCGACGCAUCAGCGUCCCUGGGCCCUAAAAGGGGGUGGGAGGGUGAAAGAGGGUACUUUAUGGUGGUUUCUAAUAGGUAUUGUGAUGCUAUUGUUUUUGAGCAAAUGUGAAGUUAAUGCUCAAGAUUUAAUGUGCUGUACCCACACCUCUGGUACUUGCCGAAGUAUUUGCGAAAAUAUAUCAUUAGUAGUGUUAGCUGGAGACUUAGAAAGAAGAAACAGCACGAUACUACAAGUAGAAUCAUAUUGUUCACCUCAGCUGAUUGCCUUUUGGGAGUGCCUUAACGCCACUAUUAAUGAUAUCUCAAGGGGGGACUCAUGGCCUGGCCGAGCCUGCUGUCAACUACCCUACAGCGAAAACUGUAGAAGGGCAUGCGUUACUGCUACAUCUGCAGAAGAUCUGAGCCGUAGCUGUAGACAAAGCGACGAAAUACCAUUUUUCACUUGCAUUGAUAAGCAACAAACUGGGGAGGACUGUUGCAGUGCUGCUAGAAGUGACGAGUGUGCUGAAGCUUGCAGUGAUAUAUUUCAUAGCCAACUAACUCCAAAUAAAUACCAAAGGCAAAAGCUGAAAGAAGAAUGUGAGCAAACCAGUCCCAGAGUAAUCGAAUGUGUCAAGGACCUUAUCAAGGUGACCCCUGUCAAAAAUACCCAUAAACAUAUGCACUGCUGUGAUAUCUCAAACAAUAUCAAAUGUAGAGAAACAUGCAAAGAAGUGUUAUCAGAAAAAACGACAUUUCAAGAGAUGAUUGACGGAUUGGAGCUUGGGGACUGCGGUUUACCUUUACCGCAGGAAAGAUUUUGGCAGUGCUUUAUGUCCCCACCAUCGGACGAACCGAACUUAAGUGCCACCUCAAUGGAAAUCUCGAGAAUCGAACGGGUUGGCAUGGACAGUGCCAAAUGGCACUGCUGCCAACGGGCCAAUUCAACUCAAUGUUCUCGACUGUGUUCUAGAACUUUCACCAAAUCGUGGUCUACGUCUUGGGAUGAUUUUCAUUUAAAGUGUCUUAGUAGCAUCUACGAAGAGACUUUAAGAAAUUGCAUCGAUGAAGUGGAUGAGCCUUGUGAACUUGGCUGCGAUGGACUGUCAUUCUGUACGAACUUCAAUAACCGCCCCACCGAACUAUUUCGAUCAUGCACUUCACAAGCAGAUGAAGCAGCUAGGAGUGAAGUUACCGUAUGGCAAAAUCAAAACAAUAUCACAAUGCCUGGAUUAUUGACUUUACCACUGAAGCCCGGCGAAAAAUGUUCGAAUAUCUGGAAGGCUGUGGCAUGUACUUUACAGAUUAAACCUUGCUCUAGGCAUGCUCAUGCCAAUCAGAUUUGUAGAGACGUUUGUCUAGAAAUUCUGCAGCAAUGCGCAGACUGGAGUAAAUUGUCCCCGAUUUAUUCUGCAGAAAGGAUUUGUGAAACUCUAAGUCCAGAAGAUCCAAAUAGUUCUUGUGUUAGAGUGGAUGACUAUUUGAGGCCCUCCAAUAAUAAUUAUCCAAGAAUAACAGGUCAGGUUUCAAGCCCAUGCAAAGCAAAUCCUUGCGAACCGAAUGAAGUCUGCCUAAUAAAUAAGGGAUGUUCCCAAGGACUGGACUGUAAAUCUUAUAUUUGUCAACCAGGAUGCAAACUGGGAGAAGUGUCUCAAUAUAUGGUUCCUGAUGGCACCUACGUGCGGAUACCCAUCCCAAACAAUCCAAAAGGAUCCUUAAAAAUUUGCAAAUGUAAUAAGCAUCGUAUCGAAGAGUGCCAACCGUUGCUUCACGUUUCUUUAACCUCUUGUCUACUUGGUAAUCAGCAACAGCUGCACGGUUCAACUUUCAACAUUGACUGCAAUACUUGCAGUUGCUUUGCCGGAGAACUCAUUUGCACUAAGAAACAAUGUGAAAAUAGCGCUGUAGGUGGACGAAAUACUGCUUAUACCACUUUGCCUUGCAAUUGCCCUCCUCACUAUAUGCCCGUUUGUGGAAGAAAUGGAAUUACUUAUCCGUCAGCUUGUUUGGCAAAAUGUGCUGGCUUAAAUGAUGCAGACAUUGAUCGCCCGCCCUGUCCAAACCCAUGCAAAACGAACAUUUGUCCAAUUGGACAAAAAUGCGUUCCAAAACUACAGAUAUGCCUGUCAUUGAUGGAUAAAUCUUGCAAGCAAUAUGAAUGCAUAAAUGGCUCGGCAGAGUGUGACAGCUUACCAAACGAUCCAGUUUGCGAUGAAGAUAAUCAAGAAUAUUACAACUCCUGCCUCCUGGCUCAUCAUAAUGCUAAAUUGGCAUAUCGGGGACCUUGUCUGAAGAAUUGCAGAUCUAGAGGACAUGUAUGUGGUAUCAAUGGAAGGACUUACAGCUCAGAAUGUGCAGCUCAUGCUGACAUGAUAUCAGUGGACUAUGAUGGGCCUUGUCUCUCAAUAGGUUUGAUGACAAAGACGAAAUCUAAACAGUGUCCCAAUGUAAAAUGUCCUCACCUUCCUGAUGACAAUUGCUUGGGACUCACACCACCUGGUGCCUGCUGCCCCCUAUGUGGAGGCGCUCUACGGUUGCUCUACAGUCGAAAACAAAUUGAUCGAGCUCUUUAUGCUCUACAAAACAAAUCUACCGAAGCAGUUAAUUUAAGGUCUUUUCUUAAGGGAUUAGAUAGACAGAUACAAGUGGCACAAUGUACAAUAAGAGGCUACGUCACUGUGGAGUCUGAUGUGUUUGUUGUAGUGCAAUCUACCGAGAGAUCUCCGUCUUCACUUCAGUUAGAAGCUUGCGUAAGAGAAGCAGAAAAGUUAGGCAGCCUGGUGAACAGCAAAAGUCCAAGAAUAGCUAGCGAGCUAAGUCUGAGUUCUCUUACAGUAGCUACCUCCGUACACACUGACGUCACCACCAGCGGUGGCCAAUCGAACUCUUUCUCCUUUCCUCACUCGUUUUCAUUUUCUAACUCAUUUUCUUUAUCUUCCAAAGUUUUUAUUUUUAAUCUUGUUAUUGUGUUUUUCUUGUGACUUUUUGAAUGAUUUUAAAAGAGUUGCGUUUUAUCUGUGAUAUUAUAGUUUUAGAAGUAA
Molecule: messenger RNA, 3170 nt
Organism: Anthonomus grandis grandis
Lineage: Eukaryota; Metazoa; Arthropoda; Insecta; Coleoptera; Curculionidae
Gene: Reck
Product: reversion-inducing cysteine-rich protein with Kazal motifs
Exons: 18
Coding region: 129-3110 (993 amino acids)
Biological process (GO): extracellular matrix organization
Cellular component (GO): plasma membrane
Molecular function (GO): metalloendopeptidase inhibitor activity; protein binding
Source: RefSeq, a predicted model, not a curated record